CACGACACAGAUAUAGUUGUACAACAUCGCGCAGUGUAACAGCAGGUGUACUUAUAGGCGUGUAUACAUUAGGGAUUAAGUUCCAUCGUCGGACUCUCGCGCGGUCUAUAAAAUCAAUCAUCUCAGGUCGCAGCAACAGUUUGCGAACUGUCAACAAACGGCCCGAACAUGAUGACACCCAUCGAUCCGGACCUCGUCGACGACCAAGUCAACGGCCAGCAGAGCAUCGAGGCCGAGGUGCACUCACCCAUGCUGACGCCGCCCAGCCAGGCCAAGUCCUCGGCCUCGGACGACGGAUUGUCCAUCAACAACAGUACCUCCGUUGAGGGCUCCGUCGUUGCCUCACCGUCCAUCGAGAGUUUUUCCACGUUUCCCGAGCAGGAGGAGGAAAUUUUCGACGCGAUCGCGGAUCACAGAGAUCUGCAAGUUAAAGUUGACUGUCCGCAGAAACACGUUGAGACACUCGAGACCUUCAUCACCUUUAGGAUAACGACAAAGUCCACUAGAUCCGACUUAAAAGAUGGUGAAUAUGUCGUUCGCAGACGUUACAACGACUUCGCCUGGAUUCGCCAAAAACUUGUUGAAACUUAUCCAGCACAUAUCAUCCCACCAAUGCCUGGAAAGCAUACACUACUGGCACAACUAGACCGUUAUUCUAAAGAAUUUAUUCUUGCUAGAAUGAGACUGUUACAUAUUUUUUUAAACAGGAUUGCCAGUCAUCCUAUACUAAGUUGUGACAAGGAUGUCUGUGCUUUUCUCACAGCUCAACCUACUGAAUUUAUGGUCUAUAAAAAAAGUCAUACAAACACCAAUAAAGGUAUGGAUCCAAGAUCUUUAACAGCUGCAGCCAUGAAAAAUCCUAUUGCAGAAUUUGAACAUUUUAAGGAUUACUGUAUAGGUCUUAGUGACAAAUUAAGCGCAGUGGAUAAAAUUAGUAGAAGAAUAAAUAAAGAAAGACAUGAAUGUUUGGCUGAGUUAAAUCAAUUGCAUCCAAUAUUUACAAUGUGGGCCUCUUCAGAACCAGAACUUUCAAAAACUUUAGAAGCUAUUGCUAAAGCACUUCAUUCUAAUGCUAAUGCACAUAAAAUAUUGAUAGAUUCUGUAUCGAAUGAAGAAAAAGAAUAUGUAACAUAUGUUGAAGCUGUAAAAGAUGCUCUUAAUCGGAGGGAUGCCAUGCAAAUUGAAUAUGAGUUAUCAUCAGAAGAAUUAAACAAAAGAACAGUUGAAAAACAAGAAGUUGAAGAUCCACGAAAUAGUAAUAAUCGAUGGGAUGGUUCUUUCUGGAAAAGUGAGAGUAGUGGAGAAAAGCUUAGCAGAUUAUCAUUAGCAAUACCUCGAAUAUUGAAAGUCGUUGAAGUAUUACACGAUAGAAUAGAAUGUGCUAAUGAAAAUUUGCGAUGCGACAUUCAGCGAUGGAAUGCCGAAAAACAAGCUGAAUUAAAAAGUAUGCUCAUAGCAAUGGCCGACAAGCAGAUCGAGCAUUAUGAACAAACUAUGCAAUCCUGGGAAGAAGCUCUGGCUACUAUAAAAGAAACAAGUAAUGAAUCUGAUACAGCUGUGAAUUCACCUCGGGUGACUGCUUAAAAGUUAAUAUCAAUUUGACCAGACAAAAUUUAAUGGUCAGAAGUUUCUUAAUUAAUUUUAUUUAAACAUUUACCAAAUAUUUUAAGUAAAUGAUCAAUUUAGAGGCAGUACCAACUAGGUUAUUUUUAUAUGCAAAGACGGCUACAUCCGGAAACCGUACUUUUUAUGUCGUUUUAUUAACUUUUAUUCAACUGAUGAAUUUUCAAUCAAAAUAUUACUAGGUCCGAUACCGAUACUUUUUAUUAGAAAAAAAAAUGAAUUUACAAAGAAUGCAUUUUGCUGUGAUAUUAAUAAUACCAGAUAGAUAACUAUAUUUUGCAAAUGUACAUAAUUAUUUCAUUGAAUGACUUUUAUUUUUUUGGAGUAUUAAAUUUUACUCUUGUGCAAGUUUCAUUUUGGGACCAAAACUAUUUUCAAUAUCUAUUGAGACUUUGAAUUUCCAAUUGAAAUCAAUUUGACUUGAAAUGGGUGAAUUGAAAGUGGUACUUGCCGGAUGCUCAAAUCUUUAAUCAGAUAAAUUAUAUAAGGUAAAAUUAUGUAGGAAAUGCAAUGUCAAAGAAAAGAAUUUAAGUCUCCACCAACAAGUUUUUAUAUCCAAUAUAGUCACAUCAGAUCCAACAGAU
This is a messenger RNA of Trichogramma pretiosum, 2207 nucleotides long. Its product is annotated as sorting nexin-7-like. The transcript is spliced from 8 exons. The record is from RefSeq and is a predicted model, not a curated record. Gene Ontology annotation, molecular function: phosphatidylinositol binding. NCBI's taxonomy places the organism in Eukaryota, Metazoa, Arthropoda, Insecta, Hymenoptera, Trichogrammatidae. Bases 169 to 1584 code for a protein of 471 amino acids.